Messenger RNA from Anarrhichthys ocellatus (wolf-eel), 1440 nucleotides. Its product is annotated as oocyte zinc finger protein XlCOF6.1-like. The annotation marks the transcript as partial. The transcript has a single exon. The record is from RefSeq and is a predicted model, not a curated record. Gene Ontology annotation, molecular function: RNA polymerase II cis-regulatory region sequence-specific DNA binding; DNA-binding transcription factor activity. Gene Ontology annotation, biological process: regulation of transcription by RNA polymerase II. NCBI's taxonomy places the organism in Eukaryota, Metazoa, Chordata, Actinopteri, Perciformes, Anarhichadidae.
CAGCAGCUGUUGGUGGUUAAAGAAGAGCAGCAGGAGUGGAGCUCCAGUCUGGACCAGGAGGACCCAGAGCCCCCACACAUUAAAGAGGAACAGGAGGAACUUCGGACCAGUCAGGAGGGAGAGCAGCUUCAAGGUCUGGAGGAGGCUGAUAUCAAGUUGUCAUUCACUCCUGUGAAGAGUGAAGACAAUGAUGAGGAAGCUCAGUCCUCACAGCUUCAUCAAAGACAAACUGAACAGAUGGAAACAGAAGCUGAUGGAGAGGACUGUGGAGGACCAGAACCAGACAGGAACUCAGAUCCAGAUACUGUUGACAAGACUAAAGACUCUUCUGAACCCGAGACUGAUGACAGUGACAAUGAUGAUUAUGAGACAAGAGAACUUCAGUCAGGUUUAAACUCUGUGAUAAAUAACGUCAAAAUUACUAACAGAGAAUUGUUGAUCUGCUCUGAUUGUGGAAAAACAUUUGGCCACAAGACAAAUCUGAAAAGACACAUGAGAUGUCACUCAGGAGAGAAACCAUUCAGUUGCUCAUUUUGCAAUAAGAGUUUCAAUCGGAGGGAACACCUGAUUGCUCACAUGAGAUGUCACUCAGGGGAGAAACCAUUCAGCUGCUCAGUGUGUGACACAAGUUUCAGUCAUUGUUGGUCACUGGAGAAGCACAUGAGGGUCCACACGGGAGAGAAACCAUUCAGCUGCUCACUUUGCAGUAAGAGAUUCAGGCAGCACUCUGAUUUGGCAGCACACUUCAGAAUCCACACGGGAGAAAAACCUUUUUCCUGCUCAGUUUGUGACACGAGUUUCACUCAGCGUCACACUUUGGUUCAGCACAUGAGAACCCACACGGGGGUGAAACCUUUCAUCUGCCCGGUUUGUGGGAAGAGUUUCUCAAGGAAGGGACAUAUGACGAGACACAUGACGGCUCACACCGGGGAGAAACCGUUCAGCUGCAGCGUUUGUGACAAAAGCUUCACUUGGCAGUCACAGUUUAAACGACACGAGUGUGCUGGUGAUAGCAGCGGAGCAGCAACUAAAGAUUAAAGCAACGGGAAACUUUCUUCCUGCUCACCUCGGAGUGUUCAACUGUCGACAAGGACGACAUGGACGAGUAAGAAUAUAUCAUAGAAUACAGAAAAUGCUCUUUGAGAAAUGAGUUUUGAUUUCAUGUCUUCUAUUGAUCAGAUUAUUAAAGAUUUAUUGACAAUAUGACAGCAUUCUGUCUAAAUGUUGAUACCUCACAUUCUCUUAUUUUAAGGAGUCAGUCUAACAUUUUGAGACGAGAAGAUUGUUAUGAAUCUCAGGUGUGUGUGUUCAGUACAGAGUCAGGACGUGGCUUUACCAGUGAGCGUUUCCUGUUUAAACCAACAGAAAGUGACCAAAUACAUGUGUAUGAAGUGCCAAUCAGGCACCUGAGGGUACCAGAAGCUCAAAACAAGAGUCAAU